Messenger RNA from Acanthosepion pharaonis, 489 nucleotides. The record is from the annotation of a GenBank genome assembly. NCBI's taxonomy places the organism in Eukaryota, Metazoa, Mollusca, Cephalopoda, Sepiida, Sepiidae.
AUGUCCGUAUUUAUUUCUUUCCUUUUAUACGUAUUUAUUUCUUACCUUUUUCACGUGUUUAAUUCUUUCCUUUUUUACCUUUUUAUUUCCUUCCUUUUUCACGUGUUUAUUUUCUUCCUUUUUACGUAUUUAUUUAUUUCCUUUUUUACGUAUUUCUUUCUUUCCCUUUUUACGUAUUUAUUUCCUUCCAUUUUUACGUAUUUAUUUCCUUUUUACGUAUUUAUUUCCAUCCUUUUUCACCUGUUUAUUUCCUUCCUUUUUUACGUAUUUAUUUCUUUCCUUUUUUUACGUAUUUAUUUCCUUCCCUUUUCACGUCUUAAUUUCCUUACGUUUUCCCGUGUUUAUUUCCUUCCCUUUUCCCGUAUUUAUUUCUUUCCCUUUUCCCAUGUUUAUUUCCUUCCUUUUUCCCAUGUUUAUUUCCUUCCUUUUUCCCAUGUUUAUUUCCUUCCUUUUUUACGUGUUUAUUUCCUUCCUUUAUACGUAUCAUAA